Oncorhynchus gorbuscha (pink salmon) is the source of this 657-nucleotide messenger RNA. RefSeq lists its product as uncharacterized. Bases 1 to 633 code for a protein of 210 amino acids. The record is from RefSeq and is a predicted model, not a curated record. NCBI's taxonomy places the organism in Eukaryota, Metazoa, Chordata, Actinopteri, Salmoniformes, Salmonidae. The transcript is spliced from 4 exons.
AUGUUCCAGCAGGAGGGGCAGCAGCCGAUUCCCAUGUCAUUCUCAGAGGCUCGGGAGCUGGGCUACGUGUUCCACCUCACCCAGGGGAGACUGGUGUUCCGCUCACCCUACACACCACGGUCUGUCAUGGGGUCUGUCUCCAUGAUGAAGGGAUGUAUGAUGGGGCUGGUCUGGCAGACCCCCACUCUGCUGUCCCCGCUGGUCUCUGGCCUCUCUGGGUUGGAGAGCAUCAAUAUCUCAAUGGGGGUGGAUGGUCAGCUCCUGGAUGAGCCCAUCACAGCAGAGCGAGGCUACAGCCUGGAUAUAAGUGACACCACUGUCCAGAUCAGCAUCCCCUUCAAUGCUGCCGGAGGAUACAGAAAAAGCUUUGUGAUGGGCAACAUGUACCAUGAAUUCUAUGUGGUCCAUCUCUACUAUGAACAAAUCUUUCUUGAUGACUGUGGUGUGGAGACCAGACUCCGCCUCCACAGGCCCAUGAACACACCCCUUCUGAUCCAGCACCUCUCCAUCAUUAACCAAACAGUCCUUGAGGAUCGUGUGUUUACUGUUUACCUGGGGAACCUCUCCUACGAUGUUGACCUGGUGGCUGUGACGCUCAAUGGUCACAACUUCACCAUACUAGAGGCGACUUAAAGUGGCCUCGUCAUAACCAUGGUC